AUGGCAACUCGUCCAAAGCAACAAACCUCGGUAUUUCCGUUGCCACUCCCUAUCAAGUCUCUACAAAAAUGAUAUUCCUAGCAAUCCUGCAUCGAUUACAAUAUGACCGGUUUUGAGCUAUCAUUUCGGACCAAACCCGACAGUCCGGAUACUUGUUCCUUGCAGAAAGCCGCCCAGCGCUGUUGAAGACAGACAAGUUCUUGAAGCCACAAGAUUGGUUGGAACUUACCGGAGAAGAGCUUGAUAAGUUCCGUACACCAGAUACCACGCUGUCCAUGGAUCUUCCCCUUGCGAAAACAGAGUUUUAUACGGGCCAGGAUAUUUUUUGA
Molecule: messenger RNA, 329 nt
Organism: Hymenoscyphus albidus
Lineage: Eukaryota; Fungi; Ascomycota; Leotiomycetes; Helotiales; Helotiaceae
Source: the annotation of a GenBank genome assembly